AUGGACUCGCUUAUAGAGAUUGUAUCAAAGACUAUCAGCAACUUGCAAGACAAAGUCUCCUUCCUGGAGACCCAAAAGCAGCACUACAACGAUAUAAAACUGCAUCUGGCAGACUACUGUCCUGAGCAGGCUGGCGACGACGAGACAAGACAAAGGGGUUUGGUUCUGGGAGAGCUUAUCAUCUCGUCGAAAAUCUAUUUGAAUAUCGGAUAUGAAUACUACGUCGAGAAAAGUCAGCAAGAAGCGUUGCGUUAUGUCACUGACAAGCUGCGGCUCAUAGAUGACGCCGUUCUCCAGUUUACUGCAAAAAACAAGGAAGCAAACGAAACCCUGAAAAACUUGAGACAAGCACAGGAUUUAGAACGCAACAGUGAGUCUCGCGAAGAUGCGGAUCCUUCCAUCGACCCCGCAGAAAACGAUGAGGGCUUGCCGUUUAUGGAAAUUAGAGAAGACCUCGACGACGACGGCAAUGUCUUGUCAGGCUCUGUAAAACCUACCUCAGGCCAAAACGGUGCAGCAUCAGAGAGCUCUCAAACAGCGUCGAAAAUUGAAGAGAUCAAAGAUGAUGGCGAAGAAAGUUCCAAUAAAGGCUUCGAUCGCGAUUUCGAAACAAACGUUCGUCGCAACGCAACUUCCACACUCGCAAACUCAUCGAGUUCACAAGUUGUCGCCGGUCAACAAGCUACUGACACCUCUUCAGUCAAGCAAGAAGAAACACCUUACUCGCCCAGCGUAAACUCCAACCAGUACGCAAUCGACCCCAAUGACAUGUACACUUUUGAUGACAUCGUGGAACAACUAGAGCAACAGGAUCUACUAGAAGACGGAGAUAUCGACGACGAGGACGUUCACUACGAUUUUAACUCUUAUAAUGCGGAGUACCAUGAUGACGAUGAUGCCGAAAAUGAAUCACAAUAUGAUGACAGCGACGAUUACGAAGAUUAUCCAGAGUCCUCCAUUCCUUCAAUUAUACCUGACGUUGCCAGAAGUCGCUUUAUGGAACAAAUAAAUGCAUUGCGAUCCUCGAAAAUAAACGGAACCGCUCAGAAUGCGACUGCUACGACUACCAAGCCGAUUUUGAAGAAGGACAAAAAAGCUGGAGAACCAAAAAAGAGGGUCGGAUUCGCUCCCGAGCUGGAUGUCUUCGAAGUGGAGAACGUCAAACACGAGACAAAAGCCAAUACUUUCACCGGUAGAGCUCCAAUGGCUAGCUUUGCGGCCGUUUCUUCCGUCGACGAAGAGGGUUUCGAUCCAGACCUAUUUGCCCAGCUCAUAGGUGCCAAAAACUCCGAAGAAGUCCAUGACAAGUUUCAAAGUGAGGUGCAAGACGACCCGCCGAAGAGAAAGGCUAGGAUCUCGCGCUUCAAAAAAGACAUGUCUUCAACAAGAAGCACUUCGGCGGUCACUGAAAAACUACAGGAUGACAAACCCUGGCAUAGCGAUAUUAAAGAAAAGAACACUGGUGUUAUGGCUGACGUCCAGGAGAAGAAUGCUGUGAUCGACGCCAUAGUACCAGAAAUAAAGAAAAACGGGAAUGGUUCAAAAAAGGUGGAUGGCUCUCAGAAAGCAAAUCUGGGCGACUCGUCAGACAUCUCUGCUGUUUCUGAGAAACUAUCUGCAACCCAUAUUCAAGACAGCCAAGAAGCUAGCAAGCACAAAAGUCUGUUUAAAAAGAACUUGCGCUCGUUGAGUAAACCACCUUCGAAAGCACCGCGCAAAAACACCUCGGUUUUGGCAAAAAUUACUGAAAAACAAGAAAUGGAGCCCGAGAACCCGCUUGUGCUACGGAAAGCGGAUGAAAUGCCGAUUUUCGACAAUGCAGACGCCAAACCGUUCCCAGAAGAAGUUGCCGCCAUUGUGAACCAAGACACCCAGCAGGUGGUGCAAAAUCCGCGCUUUGACUACCAAGGACUUGGCGAAAACUUGGACGGCAUGGCUCGAGCAUACCUCCUUGGUCUAUACAACGACGACGUGGAAGAUGCGGGCACUGUGGUCGAGCGUCUGGACGAUUUCAAAAAUUACAACAAGGAAGCUGAAAGCUUGAAAGGUGAAAUAGCUUCAUUUUUGGCGCAGAACCCGGCGCCUGCUUUUCCAACAGACGAGCGCGAGCGCGAAACCGAGGGCGGCGACGAUAGCAGUAACGAUCAAGAUGGACCUGUAACGACUGACGUGGUGGAAAAAGAGGUUUCUCUGCCACCCGAUUAUGAUGCAGACGACAUUGCCUUGAGUGGCGAAAACCUACACUACGAGGUCGCGGUAGAAUACCAGCGUUUACGACAGAAAAUGAUAGCGUCGCAGGGAAACGUUGAACGGGCGCCAGAAGAAUUACAAAGAGAACCCAUUGACGAGCAUGGGAACCCAGUCAAGACUAGCAGAUUCAAGGCUGCCAAGCUGAGAUUUCAAACCCAGUAA
Molecule: messenger RNA, 2412 nt
Organism: Lachancea meyersii CBS 8951
Lineage: Eukaryota; Fungi; Ascomycota; Saccharomycetes; Saccharomycetales; Saccharomycetaceae
Source: the annotation of a GenBank genome assembly